UGUUCGGCGGCGGCGGCGGCCGCCGGGGCUCGCCAUGGUCUGAGGUGCAGCGAUGAACGGAGCGGCCCCCUCGAUUUUCGACCCUAAGAAGCGGGUGCUACAGCUAGGCGAGAGCUUUGAGAAGCAGCCGCGCUGCGCCUUCCACACCGUCCGAUAUGAUUUUAAGCCUGCAUCUAUUGAUAUGUCCUGUGAAGGAGACCUUAAAGUUGGCAAAGGUGAACAGGUGACAAUAACACUGCCAAAUAUUGAGGGCUCAACUCCACCAGUGACUGUGUUCAAGGGCUCAAAGAAGCCUUACCUAAAAGAAUGUAUCUUAAUUAUCAACCAUGACACUGGAGAAUGUCGCCUAGAAAAACUUAGUAGCAACAUCACUGUGAAAAAGACCAGAGCUGAAGGAAGCAGUAAAGUCCAGUCUCGCAUAGAGCAACAACAGCAGCAAAUGCGAAAUGCAACUAAGGGUCCAAACAACAUUAAAAACUCUCCACCAAAAGACAAGAUGUUUCCUCCUUCUCCUAUGGAUGAUAUUGAACGAGAGCUAAAAGCAGAAGCCAGUAUCAUGGACCAGCUGAGUAGCUCUGACAGUUCAUCUGAUUCUAAAAGCUCUUCAUCUUCUUCAUCAAGCAGUGAAAAUAGUUCUAGCGAUUCCGAAGAUGAGGAAAUGAAGCCCUCUCUUCCUAUGUCAAUGCCUUAUUUGCAGCCACAGCCUACUGUGUCUGCCAUACCACAACAGGCUGUCCCUGACAAAGAUGCCAGUCAUAACAGAUCCCAAGAGAGCAGUGGUCAUAUGAUGAAUACACUACGAAAUGACUUGCAGCUGAGUGAAUCUGGAAGUGAUAGUGAUGACUGAACAAAAUUUCGGCCUUAAAUGUAUCACCUUUUUUGCUAAACACGUCUUAGCAUCUGUUUUGCACUAAGAUUAGAUUUAGAUUACCAGAGACUGGAAUGAAUGUCCUCGAUUUUGAUAAUAGACAUCAUAAUUUUUCUACUGACACGUCUCUACGAUAUAACAGCAUUGGUAUCCUGUCAGUGCUAUGGUUAUGUGUUUCCCUCAAAUUACUGUAUUUACAGUAAAAUUGUGUAUGAUCUGAUUUUGAUUCUUUUUGCCUCAGCCACCUGUUUUACUUGAAACUGAUUUGUAACAGCUAGUUACUUUUAUAGAAAUAGUUAUGGAAUGGAGAAAUUUCUGAUAUUUAUUGAGGCAAGUUUCCUUCCUAGCAUUUAAAUGCCGAAUGCUGAUCUCACAACUUCAACUUGGAGGGAGUGAAAGGGAGAACAACUAAAGGGGGUCUGCUGUGUCAGCCACACUUUUUGUUCAGUUCACAGUUCAUACCUUUAAGGAAACUGCUGAAUAAUGUGGUCCACUAGUGCAGUUACAGUUUACAAUUGUUCAACACAUUGCUGAAUUCUUAAUUUCAUUGUAUUAUAGGACUUUAUAUUUCUGAGCCUCAAGAUUCCUAAGGGAACUUGUCUAUUCUCUGUCUUUUUUUUUUUUUGUAACUUGAAUAGGCUGGUCUUUCUACAAUCUUUUUUGUAUCUCAACUUAGACAACUGCAGAGACAGCAAUGAU
Molecule: messenger RNA, 1567 nt
Organism: Dryobates pubescens (Downy woodpecker)
Lineage: Eukaryota; Metazoa; Chordata; Aves; Piciformes; Picidae
Gene: EAF2
Product: ELL associated factor 2
Exons: 6
Coding region: 53-847 (264 amino acids)
Biological process (GO): positive regulation of DNA-templated transcription; regulation of transcription elongation by RNA polymerase II
Cellular component (GO): super elongation complex
Molecular function (GO): transcription elongation factor activity
Source: RefSeq, a predicted model, not a curated record